Molecule: messenger RNA, 1996 nt
Organism: Ctenopharyngodon idella (grass carp)
Lineage: Eukaryota; Metazoa; Chordata; Actinopteri; Cypriniformes; Xenocyprididae
Product: C-C chemokine receptor type 4
Exons: 2
Coding region: 218-1276 (352 amino acids)
Biological process (GO): immune response; chemotaxis; G protein-coupled receptor signaling pathway
Cellular component (GO): membrane
Molecular function (GO): chemokine receptor activity
Source: RefSeq, a predicted model, not a curated record
AUCCAAAACUUGCUAACCUCAGUACAGGAAAUGUGUUCACGAUACCUUUGCCUCGCAAGAUAUGCAGAAAAGCACACUCACACAUGCAAGAGGCUUCAUUUUACAGGAAAUUUGCUGAAGGCAAAUGUACAGAAAGAGUGUGAAAUUUAUUACACUUGCCUCCAUGAACACAUAAGUCUCAACAUCUCAACAACAAGAGUGACAGCAAUUUGUCGUAAUGACUGAAUCUUAUAACGACAGGAUGGAAACAACAUAUGAUUACUACGAAGUGGAAAGCCCAUGCAGUAUUGAUAAUUCACACCAGAGUUCAAGCAUCAAGGCAGCCAUUUUCUACAUAGUUUUUGUGCUUGGCCUUGUUGGCAACAUCACCGUCUUAUGGGUCCUCUUGAAAAAAAUGCAUGUUAAAAAUAUGACAAAUCUCUGCCUGCUAAAUCUGGCCCUGUCAGACCUACUAAUGGUUCUCUCACUGCCCUCCUGGGCUCUCUAUGCUCAGGGCCACUUCUUAAAAGCCAACGAAAUGUGUAAGGCUAUGGCAGGUACAUACCAAGUGGGAUUUUACAGUGGGAUCUUAUUCGUGACCCUGAUGAGCGUGGAUCGCUAUCUGGUCAUCGUACAUGCCGUUGCGGUGUUGGGAGCAAAGACGCUGCGUUAUGGAAUUGUGGCGAGUCUCAUUAUAUGGAUGGUUUCGAUCUGUGCCGCCCUUCCAGAGGCCAUCUUUGCAGCAAUGGUCACAGAGGACAAGAUCACCAGCUGUCAGCGAGUUUAUCCUGCUGGGUCGGCCCAGAAGUGGAAGCUUUUCCGUAACUUUGGUGAAAAUGCAGUUGGACUGUUCAUCUCUUUGCCCAUUAUAACCUACUGCUACAUCAGAGUCCUAAAGGUUGUGAAGAAGACAAAAAACUCAAAAAAGGAUCGGGCAAUAAAGCUCAUCUUAGGCAUUGUCAUUGUGUUUGUGGUUUUCUGGGUGCCUUACAACGUGGUGGUGUUUCUGAAAACCUUGCAGGAAUUUGGCAUGCUAUCUAGCUGUAAUGCUGUUGGUAAUGUCAACAUAGCCAUGGGGUGGACAGAGACAAUCGCGCUCACACACUGCUCUGUAAAUCCGGUGAUUUAUGCUUUUGUUGGAGAAAAGUUCAGGAAAUGCCUUAUAAGUGUGUUUUCAAGAUAUCUUCUAUGUGCGAAGACCUACCAGUCAACAUCUACGCAAUCAAAAGUUUCAGAGAAUGAAACUUCCAACACAGCAAUUUUUUUUACAUCUCCCACCAAAACUACACAAGUUUAAAGUUUUUUUUUUUAAUGCAAUAAGAUCAAUGAUAUUGUUUCUGAAUAUUUUAGUGCUGUUUCUUUGUUUUGUAAAUAUUGUGCUUAUCAUUUAAUCUUGCUUUGUUUUUGUAAAUAUAAAUAUGUUAAUCUCCAUACAUGCAUUUCACUAUUUGUAGAUUUAAUUAUGUUAAUAUCAUAUAAAUUAUUCUACCUCAAUUAAUGAAAACAAUCGUCAUUGUUAAAAAAUAAAAACAAAAAAAAUAAAGUAAUAAACUAGUGCCUGUAUUUCAUGCUGGCUUCAGAAUUAACUGAUGCAUUAAAUGUAAUUAAUUUACAAAUAAUUUCAUAUUUGCCAAAGUAUGUGUCACCUACAAACGUCUGUUCCUCAAUAUCUCUAAACUCUCAUGACGUGACCUGCUUCACUGGUUCUGUACAGCAGUCAAUACCACAGGAAAAGAAACAACAUCCUCAACCACACACACACACCCCUUGAAGGCAAAACCAAACAAAAAAAAAAACAUGUCCCCUCACAUAGGCUAAAAGAGGAUGUGUGAGAGCAGUGUUAAUAUAUGGAGGAACUUUAUUCUGAAUGCAGUCUAUACUGGAUUGAUGUCUGUAAAUGUUGUAUAUUCCUAAUGUCUGUGUUACAUUUUUUUGCCUAAACUACUUACACACCGAUAAAUGUAUCAAGAUGUUUAUCAAUAUGUAAAUAAAUAAAUAAAAAAUUGUUUCAAAAGUU